Molecule: messenger RNA, 1762 nt
Organism: Monomorium pharaonis (pharaoh ant)
Lineage: Eukaryota; Metazoa; Arthropoda; Insecta; Hymenoptera; Formicidae
Product: ester hydrolase C11orf54 homolog
Exons: 7
Coding region: 323-1345 (340 amino acids)
Cellular component (GO): nucleus
Molecular function (GO): zinc ion binding; hydrolase activity, acting on ester bonds
Source: RefSeq, a predicted model, not a curated record
CUGCGCCAUAACAGCUGUUAACGCACGUGUAUGCGUUAAGUACACGUGGCAUGUUGCACUGGUUGCACAUGUAUGCAUAUAAAACUCGCUAGAAUGUCCUUCGAUAACAUUGCUUUUUUUACAAUACUUCGAUAUCAUAAGCGCAGUAAAUGUAAGAAAGCUGAGGAAUCUUCCAAAGUAAUUAUGAAAGAAAACAAGAUAUCUCGUGAUUAGAUAACGCUAUCAAUAGCUGAAUAUAUACUUUGACACGGACUUCUGUAUAGUGCCAGUCCACGCCUAUCUUUUUGCAGUUUGCUAGUCAGCUAGUGUAUCAAUUUUCAAGAUGAAUCCAAAACCUCUGGACCCAUCCAAAAUAAAUAUCACAUCAAGAACAUUGCAUCAACCACCUCUCGAUGAGUUAAUGAAUGUUCUAGCAGGAGGCUUAACUGCAAAUUUUGAAGAGGCUACCAUCGAUUUGGCUGAUUGUCCCAAUUUUAGUAGACGCCCUUACAAUUUUUUCCGAGAAGGAUUGUGUGGUAAUCCAAUUAUUUUUGAAAUUGGUUCACCAGCAUAUCUUUUACCAACUGUCCAAAGGGACAAGAUCUACGAUAUAAAGACAUUGCUGCAACAUAUAAAUUAUAAUCAUGAUACUCUCGUUAUUGGUGCAGGAGCUGGCCCCUGGCCACGUACAGGCUGCAAUUGUGAGCUUAUUAUGAAGUUAAACUUAAAGUUAAACUCCAACGACUCAGAGCCAGGGUUACAUGAUAACUUUCAAGUUCAAAAUGGGACGCAUUAUGCAUUUGUAGAUGAGAACAAUGAAGGUCGUUGCAGACUCCAACGAUUAGCGGAUAAUGACACUGAAUCAACUUUUGCAUUGUUGGGCAAUCUGUAUGCAUGCGAAGGCAAACCGGGCAAGGUUAUUAAAGUACGCGCUAAAAAACGUACCGGCAAAUUGGACUUCAUAUCAUGCAUGCAGAAAGCGUUGGAAAAACAUUACGAGAAUAAGCUCGUUGGUUUGGGUGGCAUGUUCGAGAUGAAGAAUGGAAAAGUGAAGCAGCAUAUUAUGCCAGAUUUUUCGGACACUCCAUUGACUAGCGAAAUCCACCUUAACAACUGGUUACGUUUCUACGACAUGCCGACUCCUUUGAUAGCUGUUGGCACAUUUGUCAGUGCCGAAACGGAUUUAGAUCUCAGGGUUCAGCAUUUCCAUAGUGCCUUCGAAAAGGAUAAUGAGCUUGGACUGGGUGGGCAUUAUCACAUCGAUACAACACCAGAUACUAUUGAAUAUGAAGGUUAUUUCAAUGUGGCAGCUACGCUUUACCGUGUCGAUCAACCACCCAAUAAACUACAGUUUGGGAAAGACUGAACUCGUACGCAUACAUUAAAUUAUUACAAUGACUAUAACUUUAUCAAAUAAAUUAUGCCAAUAAAAUUAUCAUGAAAACAAGAGAUAUAUUAAUGUAUCUUGUUAAAAUUUACACAAAUUUAUCUAGAUAUUUCGCUUUAUAUGGUUAAGAAAUAGAUAAAUUUGUUUAAAAAAAUAAAACUAAUUAUUACCGAUUCUUUUCUUAAACUCAUCUACUUGAAUUUUGUGUGUGUGUGUGUGUGUAUGUGUGUGGUGUGUGUACACAUAAAUAUUAUACAAAAAUUAUUAUGAGAUAAUAUAAAAGUAUAGUUAUAAAAAAAUAAAAUUUAUAUUACUCAUACUUUGAUAAUGAGACAUCUUUAUAUUUCAAGAUAAUAUUGCUGAAUAUUGCAAAAUAAAAACAAACUAUAACAAAAA